Anisakis simplex (herring worm) is the source of this 312-nucleotide messenger RNA. Lineage: Eukaryota; Metazoa; Nematoda; Chromadorea; Rhabditida; Anisakidae. The record is from the annotation of a GenBank genome assembly.
AUGUCAGGCCGUGGUAAAGGAGGCAAGGGUCUUGGAAAAGGAGGCGCCAAGCGCCAUCGCAAAGUGCUUCGUGAUAACAUUCAAGGAAUCACGAAACCGGCAAUCCGUCGUUUGGCUCGUCGAGGCGGUGUGAAAAGAAUCUCAGGCCUCAUCUACGAAGAGACUCGUGGUGUUCUGAAGGUCUUCCUUGAGAAUGUUAUCCGUGAUGCCGUCACCUAUUGUGAGCACGCAAAGAGGAAAACGGUCACCGCGAUGGAUGUCGUCUACGCACUGAAACGUCAAGGCAGAACGCUGUACGGUUUCGGAGGCUAA